GUACUGUUAAGCAACCUCUUCGUUCGCCUCACCCUUCUCUUUUAUUUUCAUUCCUUUCCUAUCACCACGAUAAUAUCACGACAAUCCAACGCCAAUCAUGUCAAGCAAAUCGCCUAAAAGCAAUACCACAGUCAUAGACUCAGAGGAGAAUCUUCUAUCUCUACUUGACAGCAUUUGCAGACUUGCAGUUGAGCCUCCCUCUCUGUACAUCAACUUGGAGGGAAUCCCAGUUGGCCGCGGCGGCUCCAUAUCCUUCCUCACGCUCCACAUCGUUCCCACCAAGAAGACCUACCUCAUCGAUAUCCACAGCCUGAACGAAGCCGCUUUCUCAACCACCACCGCCAGCGGAACGUCAUUAAAAAGCAUCCUCGAAUCUCCAACCAUCCCAAAGGUUGUCUUUGAUAUCCGGAACGACUCAGAUGCCCUGUUCAGUCUUUUCCAGGUCUCUGUCGAUGGGAUCAUAGAUCUUCAGCUUAUGCGGUCCGCAGCCCGUGGGAGGCCUGCGGUAGGCCUAGUGGAAUGCAUUGAGAAGGAUAGCCCCUUCUCUGUUCGUGAGAGGUCUGAAUGGCGCCACGCCAAAGAGACUGGCUAUCGAUUCUUUGGUCCUGAGAAGGGCGGUCGGUUCGAAGUUUUGAACGAGCGGCCCAUAAAGCCCGAAAUGAUUCACUACUGCCAGCUGGAUAUUGUGUUGUUUCCGGGCUUGUAUGGCAUUUACAGCGCACCGCUGAAACGAAGGUACGAGGCAUCCUGGCAAGACCACAUCCUAGAAGAGACAAAACGUCGAGUUACGCUGUCGCAGAGCCCUGAUUAUGAUAUGCAUUCAAGGAGCAAGGUCUUUGGGUGGGAUGAUGGGUAUAUUUGUAAACAGAUAGAUUCUUGGGCUUCUGGCAUUAUUAUGGAAGCAGUGACACUCGGAUAUUUUCUCGGCGAAAACAGUCAGCGGGUUUAUUGCUAUGAGGCCUAAGGAUUUUCCGAACAAUGCGGAUGUCCUUAAGGAAGAUAAUGCUGAAAGGCUAGGGGGUGGAUGUUGCGAUGGUUAUAAUGACACAAUUCCGACUUUAUGAGUUGACAAAAGGUCAUGAUCAUGGCGGCCAUUUUUAAUGAGAAAC
Messenger RNA from Pseudogymnoascus verrucosus, 1109 nucleotides. RefSeq lists its product as uncharacterized. The transcript has a single exon. Bases 98 to 964 code for a protein of 288 amino acids. Gene Ontology annotation, molecular function: nucleic acid binding; 3'-5' exonuclease activity. The record is from RefSeq and is a predicted model, not a curated record. Lineage: Eukaryota; Fungi; Ascomycota; Leotiomycetes; Thelebolales; Thelebolaceae. Gene Ontology annotation, biological process: nucleobase-containing compound metabolic process.